Messenger RNA from Cryptomeria japonica (Japanese cedar), 1819 nucleotides. RefSeq lists its product as uncharacterized. The record is from RefSeq and is a predicted model, not a curated record. NCBI's taxonomy places the organism in Eukaryota, Viridiplantae, Streptophyta, Pinopsida, Cupressales, Cupressaceae. Bases 709 to 1596 code for a protein of 295 amino acids. The transcript has 2 exons.
UAUAUUACAUCUAGAUCUCCUCUUUUGCCGUGGGCGUGGUAUUCAAAAUGGAUAUCACCUCUUUUGCCGUGGGCGUGGUAUUCACAAUGAAUAUCUCCAGUUGUGCUGUGGUGUGGUAUUCACAAUGAAUAUCUCCUUUCUGAUCUCACAGACUCCCGGGAUAGUAGCGUUUGGUUGAUUCCGGUGUGGAAUAGAUUUGUCUUCGGAUAUUUGCGACAUCUGUACAUCUUUACUGUGAAUAUAGUGAAAAUAGAGCCUGGAACAUACAGCAUACCUGAGCUGUUGCAUGAGAUCUAAUUUAGCUUCGAUCUUGAAGCCAGGGAGGUCGCGAGCUCGAAACUCAUCACAUCAAUUUAAAGUCUUCGGAUAUUGUGAAACAUUUUAUGUAUAUAUAGCAAAAGAAGGUCCAAAGCACAAAGUAUACCGGAACCCCUGGAUCUUCAAGGCUGAAGAUUGCCAGUUCCACUGCUGCAUUUUCUGUCUACUUAAGCUAGAGAUUUUCGGAUGCUGUGACGAAUAUUCAGCAGGUCUAUAGCUAAAGAAGACCUGGAUUUCAAAGUAUACCUGAAAUCGGAGUUCGUGAGUUUGAAACUCGCCCGAGCAAUUUGAAGCACACCUGAGUUUGCUGCAGAGGUUGCAAGAUCGAAUCUCACCCGAGCAAUUUAAAGCCCUCGGAUGCUGCUGUGACGCAAAUUCUCGCAUUUAAAAAUGUGCCAGAUAUCAGCGCGGCCGUUCUCCAGCACUCCUCUCUACGCCAGAGCAUCAUACAACAACAAUCAGCAGCUAUGGUUCGACAUGAAAGUAUUCUACAUCAGACUGGCUGCAUCGAUGCUGAACAAUCUCCCCGCUCCCGAAUCUCUAACCGUUCAUUGCUUACCUGGCAACAGCAAUCGCUCGGCGCUGGAGAUCAACGGCCGGCGAAUCCACCCUUCCUGUAGCUCAUUCCUAACCCUAGAAAGAAGCCGCGCGGAUGAAAAAUCGUCCGAUGAAGUCGCCUACGUCUCCACCGACUCAAUCCGCGUAACCGGUACUCUCUGCUUCCAAGUCUUCCUUCGCGACAAGCUUCUCAUCUCCGGAACGCUGGAGAAAAAAGCAACGGAUCAGGCAAUAACAACGGCAGAAGACAUGAAUGAAAAAAUCUGGUCUUUGCAGUGCAGCUGCAAGCUCGAAUACACAUCAAAGUGGCCGUUCCAGACCCUCUCCGUCCCAUCCUUAGACGUCUUUGUUGCCGGCCGGAUGUUAGGGUUUCCGCUAAUUUUAACGCAGAGCGUACAAAUGAUCCCGAGGAAGAAACGGCUCCGCCAAGGCAGCUCUCUCGACGUCAUUCCCGAGGGCAACGAAGCCGAAACUGAAGAUUUUGCAGAGAUUUCUUCGGAUUCCGACCUGGAAUCGGACGACUACUCUUGUUCAGAAUCUUCGUCGUCUGUUUUUUUUGAUAGCAGCUCGGAGAGCAACAAUGGCGAACGCGAGUUCGAGCCUGAGGAGGAGGACUCGUGGUUUAACUCGGGUUUAGGGUUUGGACUUGGACUUGGGCUUGGGAUGUUGGGGGUGGGGCUCCUAGUGAAUUCUAAGGGCAUGAGAAAGCGUAUUUUGUAAUUAGGCCAUUUUAAUUUUAUGUUACUGAGUACAAACCAAAAUGUGUUUGAACAUCACAUGGUGAGAAUAACUUCAAAGGAUUUUUCCCCUUUCCCUUUGUUUUACCUCCCCAUUAUGGGUAAAAACAACAUAUUGUAAUUGUCUACAAGACAUUUGGAGCUGUCUAUUCUGAUAAGAGAGUUUUUUCUAUUUAAUAAUUAAAUUUAAAAUUUGAUUAUGACUA